Molecule: messenger RNA, 1249 nt
Organism: Aspergillus steynii IBT 23096
Lineage: Eukaryota; Fungi; Ascomycota; Eurotiomycetes; Eurotiales; Aspergillaceae
Product: bZIP transcription factor
Exons: 2
Coding region: 301-1134 (277 amino acids)
Biological process (GO): regulation of transcription by RNA polymerase II
Cellular component (GO): nucleus
Molecular function (GO): RNA polymerase II transcription regulatory region sequence-specific DNA binding; DNA-binding transcription activator activity, RNA polymerase II-specific
Source: RefSeq, a predicted model, not a curated record
UGACGCCUCCAGCUGAUCUGGGGUUUGACAAUCGGUCCGAGUGGAUUCCUGCCGGUGGCAUCAUCUACUCCCGGUUCUUGCGUCUUUGGCUCUAAAGCAAGAAAGGCAAAGGCGUCUCAAUUUAGUGAGGUAAUUUAAAACGGGGGAACAGCAGAAAAUUACUGCGUACUGCCCCAAACUUUGUUCGAAAAAGGGAAAAAAUAAGAGGUCGAAAUUAAAAAAAAAAGAGGCCCCGAAAAAAAAAGCCAGAGAAAAGAGGAGCAGCUCAGACGCAGCUCUAAAAUCCUCCUCGCAGCCAAUAUGUCAGAUGAGCAAAUCGCUCGUCAGGCUGCCUCCAGCUUCGAUAGGCUCGAGAAUUUCAACUUUCUUCUCUCUCGACACGAUCCCGCCCUGGCAAAGAGUCGACAGUACUCCUUCGACGCCGAUUCUGCUGGCCUGGCACCGCCGCUCCAGAAUUUGAAUAUGGACUACGACCAAACCGAGGGAAUGGGCGGUCUGUCCGUCAGUUCCUACGACAGUAUCGAGGACGAACGCAGCCCGAUCGAUGUGCGAGGGUACCCGUAUGCUACCGGGAACAAAUCCAUCAACUACACCCUGCCGGACCAAAUGUUGUCCUACUCUGCUCAUCCAAUCUAUCCGCCCAUCUCAUAUGGCCCUCCUGACGACCUGGGCCAUGCUCCGGGGGCUCUGACGCCCUCGGACGUCUCAUCCUCUAUAUCACCGCCGAACGGACAAAUCGGCAACACGAAAUACAGCACGCAGAUCUCCGGCGACCACAUCGUCUCCGCUCUCGGCCAGGAAGAGCAUGUCCGCCACGCCGCCGAAGAGGAUCGACGACGCCGGAACACCGCCGCCAGUGCGCGGUUCCGCAUGAAGAAGAAGCAGCGCGAACAGACGCUCGAACGUACGGUGCGAGAAACCACCGAGAAGAACGCCAGCUUAGAGGCCCGCGUGGCUCAACUUGAGAUGGAAAACCGGUGGCUGAAGAACCUGUUGACCGAGAAACACGAUGCUUCGAGCAGUCGCAUGCCACCUCCCAGCGAGCCUCCCGCCUCGAGUCAAAAGAACAACUCCGCCGGAAGCGGGCAAAAACAUAUCCAGCCAAAAAAGAAGGGCGUGGGUACCGACAACUAAGGACUCAAAAGGAAAGCUCUUCUGAUUUGAUUUCUUCUGAUUUGAAAUUGUCCAACUCUUAUUUAUCUGCCUGCAUCACAUCGUUUUACUACUUUCCAGACAUACUUUGAGUUUU